Molecule: messenger RNA, 2483 nt
Organism: Peromyscus maniculatus bairdii (prairie deer mouse)
Lineage: Eukaryota; Metazoa; Chordata; Mammalia; Rodentia; Cricetidae
Gene: Syp
Product: synaptophysin
Biological process (GO): regulation of neuronal synaptic plasticity
Cellular component (GO): synaptic vesicle membrane; presynaptic active zone; synaptic vesicle
Source: RefSeq, a predicted model, not a curated record
GGGUGUGAGGGGCGGGGCUGCCGCCGACUGGGCUGUUCCGACGAGCGCGCGCCGCCCCCGCCGCGCCCCGCGCCCGCCCUUGCUAGCAGGCACCUUCCGCCCCCUGCAUUGCUGAUGCUGCUGCUGGCAGACAUGGACGUGGUGAAUCAGCUGGUGGCUGGGGGUCAGUUCCGGGUGGUCAAGGAGCCCCUUGGCUUCGUGAAGGUGCUGCAGUGGGUCUUCGCCAUCUUCGCCUUUGCCACAUGUGGCAGCUACAGCGGAGAGCUUCGGCUGAGCGUGGAGUGUGCCAACAAGACGCAGAGUGCCCUCAACAUCGAAGUUGAAUUUGAGUACCCCUUCAGGCUGCACCAAGUGUACUUUGAUGCACCCACCUGCCAAGGGGGCAACACCAAGGUCUUCCUAAUUGGGGACUACUCGUCAUCCGCUGAAUUCUUCGUCACUGUGGCUGUGUUUGCCUUCCUCUACUCCAUGGGGGCCCUGGCCACCUACAUCUUCCUGCAGAACAAGUAUCGCGAGAACAACAAAGGCCCCAUGAUGGACUUCCUGGCCACGGCAGUGUUCGCCUUCAUGUGGCUCGUUAGCUCAUCUGCUUGGGCCAAAGGCCUGUCCGAUGUGAAGAUGGCCACCGACCCAGAGAACGUUAUCAAAGAGAUGGCUAUGUGCCAUCAGAAAGGGAACACAUGCAAGGAAGUGAGGGACCCUGUGACUUCGGGACUCAACACCUCAGUGGUGUUUGGCUUCCUGAACCUGGUGCUCUGGGUUGGCAACCUCUGGUUCGUGUUCAAAGAGACAGGCUGGGCCGCCCCGUUCAUGCGCGCACCUCCAGGCGCCCCGGAAAAGCAACCAGCACCUGGGGAUGCCUACGGCGAUGCGGGCUACGGGCAGGGCCCCGGAGGAUAUGGGCCCCAGGACUCCUACGGGCCUCAGGGUGGCUACCAACCCGACUACGGGCAGCCAGCGGGUGGCGGUGGCGGCGGCUACGGGCCUCAGGGCGACUAUGGGCAACAAGGCUAUGGCCCGCAGGGAGCGCCCACCUCCUUCUCCAAUCAGAUGUAAUCUGGUCAGUGAAGCCCACGAAGACCCCAUGGGUGGGCAAGAGCUCAAGAGAAGGCCUGCCCCCCUUCCCAUCCCACACCCUAGGUCUCCACCCCUCAACCCGGGAGACCCUAACUGUCUUUGCUGUUUAUAUAUAUAUUAUAUUAUAUAUAAAUAUCUAUUUAUCUGUCUGAACCCUACCCUCACCCACUUCUCCAUGCACUAGGGGCCCAGUCCUGAAUGGGCUCCUCCCUUACCCUGCCCUUGCAUUCCUCAGCCCCUAUCUGUUCCCUAGCCCUGUCCCUUGAGGUAAGGGGGCUCUAGAAAGAGGACAGGAAGGGGACCAGACCUUGGCUGCAUGGAGAGGGUCAGUGUGGCUUUUCCUUUCCUUCUCUCCCUCUGCUCCUCCUAACUCUGGCCUUGGUUCCUCCAGCACCGCCUGAACAGAAGCUAGAAUGGAGUCCAACCCCAAGAGUAGGACAGUGGUUUGGGUGGGGAUAUGGGAGAAACAGGUGGAGCGGGGAGGAAGUCUGGAUAGCGAAGACUAGUCAGCAGAGAGUUGACUUCCAGACAUGCUGGACGUGGAACCUAAAAGGGUAGUGAUGUCCUACAGGAUUCUGGACCGGGCUGGAAGGGACCGAGGCAGUGAUUCUGAGAGGGGCGUGGCUGUAACACACGGUGGGCUCUGAGUGGGCCCGCCUGGGUUGGAACCAGCAUCUCUGGAAGGGUUGUGUCUUGAAACAUGCAGGAGUCGGUGUUUGAUUCCAAAGAGCUUGAGAAGGGAUAGAAAUGGGGUUCAGGAAUGAUCUAAGCUUGAGAUGAGGUCCUGGUCAGGAUUCCCGACAGGCAUAUGAAGAGUAUGAGGAGUGUGUGAUGGUUUCAGAAGGGGAAGCCCUUCCUGUAAUGGGGCAGUAAAGAAAAUACGUUUCAAAUGAGUGGGGUUUGAGCAGUGGGUGUGGGCGGCCGUAGUUAGGAGCUGUGAGAGCAGUUUUGUUAAAAGUAGGAGGGAGAAUACUCCUGGCCCCCUGGGAACUGAGGUAACCUGGGAAGAGCCAAGUAUUGUGGUUUGGAGGGUGAGGGGUGGGAUCCAGAGAGAAAUGUCCCUGGCUCACCCCCUCAAGAGACAGCUAGAUUAUCAGAGGACAGAGUCUACAGGUCUGCGGGGCUGACCCACCCUCUCCCCCCCCCUCUACCCUCUCCCUCCACCCUUCCAUGUGUCCCGGAAUACUUGGAGGCUGGGUCUGGAGCCCCCACCCUGUACCCUCUGCUGUGUCUGUGAUGGUGGUAGUGCCUGUGAUCGUGUGUAUUGCCAUUUUGUCUGACUGUGGCCCCUCCCUCUUCCCUCCAGACCCCCCUACUUUCCCUUCGGUAUUGUUUGAAGACUCCCUCCCCGAGGAAGAACAAAUACGAGAAAUUCCCUUCUCCCAAAUAAACUCCUCAACCACCUA